CGCACACACACACACACGCACACACACACACACACACACACACACACACACACACAUUCCUGGUGGGAGUGAGCGAGCGAAAAAGCGCGGAGUCCAUCUCUCCUCACACUGAACCUCGCUCGCCUUGCUCUCAGUUAUCCUGCGGAUCACGCACCGUCAAGUUGACUCUCGCCAUGCGGGAUCACAAGCGUGAAGUUGGUUUAAUGUGAAUAUCUCUCCGACUGCAGGUGAGAAAACAGUUUAAGCUCUGUUACUCCGCGCUGUCUAUAACUGUGGUGCCUCGGAUGCGCUUUGAACUGCUGCAUGAAUGCUUGGUCAUUACCCCAGGAUUUCACGAACAUUGCGAAGGACGGCGAUGCGUUUGGUCCAGCAGCGGUCACAGUGCGUGAUGGAUGUCUUCUAUAUUUUGCGUCUUGGGAUUUAAGGAGGGUCAAUGGAGAGCAGUGCGCCUUUUGAAAAAAACGCAUCUUUUCUUGGGCUUGUGCAUGCCUGGGUUUGAGAUUUGCACAUUGAUGCUGGGUCUUUCGGCAUUGUUGAUGUAAAAAUGCUGAACAACAUUUUGCUUCUGAGUGUUUUAACGGUCACCAGUUUCCCUUCAAAGACAGAGAGCCGCAAAACUUCUAAAGACAUUUGCAAGAACCGGUGCUCCUGCGAGGAGAAAGAGAACGCAUUAAACAUCAACUGUGAAAACAAGGGUUUCACCACGGUCAGUCAGUUUCAGCCUCCGCAAAACAAAAUCAGCCAACUCUUUCUGAAUGGGAACUUUCUCACCAAGCUCAGUCCAAACGAAUUCUUCAAUUAUGGUAAUGUAACAUCUCUUCAUCUGGGUAAUAAUGGCUUGCAGGAAAUUAAGACAGGGGGAUUCAAUGGGUUAAAAAACUUGAAGCGUCUCCAUCUCAAUAAUAAUAAUUUGGAAAUCAUAAGGGAGGACACUUUUUUUGGUCUGGAAAGUUUGGAGUAUUUGCAAGCUGAUUACAAUUAUAUUAGUGCCAUAGAAGCGGGGGCGUUUAACAAACUGAAUAAACUCAAAGUGCUGAUACUCAACGACAACCUUUUGCUCUCUCUUCCUAACAAUAUAUUCCGCUUUGUCAUGUUGACGCAUUUGGAUUUAAGGGGAAAUCGACUAAAGACGUUGCCGUUUGCUGGUGUCUUAGAGCACAUAGGUGGAAUCAUGGAAAUUCAGUUGGAAGAGAAUCCGUGGAAUUGCACUUGUGAUUUGAUACCACUGAAAGCCUGGCUGGAUACAAUUUCGGUCUAUAUGGGGGAUAUCGUAUGCGAGACUCCAUUCAGGCUACACGGUAAAGACGUCACGCAUUUGAUAAAGCAAGACCUUUGCCCUAGACGCAAUCCUGGAGACGCGAGUCACCGCGCAAUGCAGCCGCCGUCUGAUUCGCAAUACCAGGCUCCGUCUCCAACCCUCCGGGCCCGAGUCACACCGACAAGAGCCCCUAAGGCAUCCCGCCCCCCCAAAAUGAGAUACCGUCCCACUCCGCGCGUCACGUCCAGAGACAAACACGUAUUCGGGCCUAUAAUGGUGUACCAGACACGGUCACCGGUUCCAAUGACAUGUCCGAGCAUAUGCGUGUGCACCUCGCAAAAUCCGGAAAGUGGAUUAAACAUAAACUGUCAGGAACGCAAACUUCAGAACAUCUCCGAACUCCAACCCAAACCAUCAUAUCCAAAGAAACUGCAUUUAACCGGCAACUAUUUGCAAAGCAUAUACAGAACGGAUCUGACCGAGUACAGCUCCCUUGAGCUUCUGCACUUAGGAAAUAACAGAAUUGCAAUCAUUCAGGAGGGCGCAUUCGAGAAUCUAACGAGCCUUCGACGGCUCUAUCUCAACGGCAACUAUAUUGAAAGUCUGUCUCAGUCUUUAUUCGCUGGGCUGCAAAGCUUGCAAUAUCUCUACCUGGAAUAUAACAUCAUUAAAGAGAUUUUACCCCUUACCUUCAACUCGCUGCACAAUCUGCAGCUAUUGUUUCUUAAUAAUAACCUACUGAGAUCACUUCCCGACAAUGUGUUUGGUGGAACCAUGCUGACAAGGCUUAAUCUUAGAAACAAUCAUUUCUCCCAUCUUCCAGUGCGCGGGGUGCUCGACCAGCUCUCCGCCUUCAUUCAAAUCGAUCUCCAGGAAAAUCCGUGGGACUGCACGUGUGACAUCGUUGAGCUCAAGAACUGGAUGGAGCUGUCCAGCACCAGCGUGGUGGUGAAUGAAAUUACGUGCGAUUCACCAUCCAAGCACGCGGGCAGGCUUUUGCGCUCCCUCCGAAACGACGCCAUUUGCCCUGAAAACGAUGAAACCGUCCCUGUGACUAAAACCCCCACUGUAGUGAGCUCGAGUACAGAAGCGACCCCUUCUCCUUCCGUAACUCCAAUUGACAGAGUGCCCGAGAUUACCCCGGAGGUGCCGUUGUCCGUUCUGAUCUUGGGCCUGCUCGUUGUUUUCAUUUUGUCCGUGUGCUUCGGGGCGGGAUUGUUCGUGUUCGUCCUCAAACGUCGUAAGGGAGUUGAGAGCGUCCCGUCGGGAACCAACAACCAUUUGGACUUGAACUCCUUCCAAGUACAGUACGGCUCUUACCACGCGGACGCCACCGCGGAUAAAACCGAAAACCAUGUGUAUAACUACAUCCCUCCGCCCGUGGGUCAAAUGUGUCAGAACCCCAUCUACAUGCAGAAGGAGAGCGAGCAGGUGGCGUAUUACCGGAACCUGAAGGAGCUGAGCUUCAACACGCUUGACCCCAAGAAGGAUGAACUUGAUCGCAGCCCGGCUUUCACCAUAAGCACAGUGGAGUUCAUUGAUAAGCAGCCGUGCGCAAACCGCGAACCGGAGCUGCUUUACCAGAACAUUGUGGAGAGAGCGAAAGAUCUGCCCCAAUCCGGGCCGCUCAGCUACAACUUUUGCACUUUACCGAAAAAAUCCUUCAUUGCACCAUAUGAAACCACCCGGCGGCUUAACCAGGAUCGAUUAAACAAAACUGUUCUCUACGGGACCCCGAGGAAAUAUGCUGCACAGUCCAAAAACGAGCACCCUUUGCUAUCCAACAAACUUAAAACCGAGCCGGACUACCUCGAAGUUCUGGAGAAACAAACUGCGAUGAGUCAGUUGUAAGAUGGAGUCCCUGUAGGCCUGUAUCAUCUGUGUAUUCAACCACAAGAGACGAUAAGAAACAUCACAAACCUAAGCCUUCUGUAUUCUUUUAGAGGCUGUACACAUCCCCGCAAUUUAAAGAUAUAUUAUUUUCUCUAAGGUUUAAAUUAUUUCUUCUACUUGAAACGUAAAGACUGUAGCAGUUGUCGCAAGAAUAUGUAUAUCUUACAGCUUCAUGCUUUUUGUAAUAUGAAAUCUAUUUUCUCUCAGACGACAGGGUUGUUGAAUGACAUUCCUGUACAUCAUGUUGGAUGGUGAGUGCAACACAAAAUCCUGGUUCCAGAAGUGCCUUUGCACUUAAAGAAUUUUAUCUCUGAUUUCUGCAAAUCGAGUUUUUAUAAGUGCUGUAUUUUAAGACUCUUUAUGUAAAAUAGAAUUGUUUGUCCAUUGCAUUAAACGGAAAAAGUGAAAUUGUUCUCUGUUGUUGGGUAGAAUAUUGUUUUUUUAUGUUGCACCCCGAUAAUCAGGUAGUUGAAAAUUAUUUCAGUCAAAACUUGUUUAGUCAAAUUGCAAAAAUCUAAUUUCGAUAGAUGUGGAUUGAGCAGCAUUCCGUCUCAUCUCCCUGAAUGGCACACGGCAAUUUGCUUGCUUGUGCGUGCGCGCGCAUGUGUGUGUUAAGGCCCAGCUCACAGUUUGAUACAUGAUUGAACUUGAAGGCACAUAAACUGGAUAAAUAGUAUUUGAUGGACAAUUGAUACGGACAUAUUUUUAUACACGUGUAUGUAUUUUGUCUGUCUGAAUCUCUUUUACGUUUCGUGACACCUGGUUACUGUAGUAUCUGAUAUGCGUGACUCACUUUAAGGUUUAAAUCGCCCUGACUAUUGGAAAUCCCGGUCGCUGUCCAAGGUGCUUAUACUGUUUGCAUUGUUGGUUACGCAAUGCUAUGCGUUUUCUUAGUGCUGAAUUUCGACAAAAAAAUAAAUAUGCCAUAUCUAAAUUAUGGAAAGUUCAUAUUGACUUCAUAUUCUGCAAAAAUAUUGAUUUAAUGUCAUUUUAGAAGUCUGAUUGAUAUAUAUUUUGAUGGAUUGAUUUUAACUUAGUGUGUUUAUCAUUUAAAAUAAGACCCUAUGUGUGUGGUUAUUGCAGUUUCGAAACAAAAUUCUGUUAUUGUUUUAUUUUUUUAAACAUUUCAUUCCUAAUUACCUACCUCAAAAAUGUUUGCAACAAAUCUGAGCUGCUUUGGUUUAAAGUGGGGCAAAUAUAUGGAAGAAUAUGGGAAGAAAAAGUGCAGUAGCUAGAGUGCUUGAUCUGACAGAACGUUUUUCAUCCAAUUUCAAAUGGAGUACAAUGAGCCUCUGUGUAGCCGUUUCCUGGUGUGGCUGAGAAUGGCCAUGCUGCACAUGUCUUGCACAUCAAUGAGGGGCCUGACCAACAACACACUUGCUGCUAUAGAUGGAAACGUCAUGCCUUCAUUUGAAAUAAAUUGUGAGGUCUUAUCGGUUUAUGCAGAAUGAGAGUGAGCGAGGCUGUUUCACUGAUGCAAAUGCAGUUCAUUUUAAAUUACAAAUACAGUUGGUUCCAGUAUAUUUUUGUGGACCUUUUUCUUUUUUGUGUCUGCGUGUGUGUGUGUGUGUGUGUGUGUGUGUGU
Molecule: messenger RNA, 4736 nt
Organism: Triplophysa rosa
Lineage: Eukaryota; Metazoa; Chordata; Actinopteri; Cypriniformes; Nemacheilidae
Gene: slitrk2
Product: SLIT and NTRK-like family, member 2
Exons: 1
Coding region: 545-3109 (854 amino acids)
Biological process (GO): positive regulation of synapse assembly; axonogenesis; regulation of presynapse assembly
Cellular component (GO): membrane; glutamatergic synapse
Molecular function (GO): protein binding
Source: RefSeq, a predicted model, not a curated record